Messenger RNA from Eublepharis macularius, 1245 nucleotides. RefSeq names its product glycine N-acyltransferase-like protein 3. Gene Ontology annotation, molecular function: glycine N-acyltransferase activity. The coding region runs from base 391 to 1245 and encodes 284 amino acids. Lineage: Eukaryota; Metazoa; Chordata; Lepidosauria; Squamata; Eublepharidae. Gene Ontology annotation, cellular component: mitochondrion. The record is from RefSeq and is a predicted model, not a curated record. The transcript is spliced from 6 exons.
CUGGUUAUCAUCCUCAUGGCCUUGGACCCUCAUAUCUGCAGACUGUGUCUCCCGCAGUGCUGCACUGUGACAGAUUUGCUUAUCUGAGCAAAGUUUUCAGAAGGCAAAUGGGAAACAACAGCUCCCUGUACAUGUGCAUUCUGUGUUGCGGCUUCUACUUUGUGGAAUGGUAGGCCCGAGGAGCUCAGGAAGAAUUCCACACUUCCAUUCUGCAAACUGCUUAAAACAGAAUUCUGCAGGAGGGCAUCUUUAUAGAGAUCAGAGGUGUAAUAAAAUAGAAUGGUUCAGGACAGAGCUGUUGUACAGGAAACAGGACUGUAGUCUAUUCCUCUGCUUAUUUCCAUCACUCCUCCAUCUCCAUAGCUUGUGCAGGCUCAGGUUACUCUGAGGAUGCUGGUGUUGGACAUCUGGGAUGAACUGCAAGUGCUGAAGAAAGAGCUACGAUGUUGCUUUCCUGAGUCCCUGAAGGUCUAUGGGGCUAUACUGAACAUCUGUCAAGAAAAUCCCUUUCAUCAGGAGGUACUCGUGGAUUCCUGGCCCAGUUUUCGUGUUGUCAUUGCACGGCCCCAAAGAGAGAAAACUCCAUCAGAGACCAGCUAUUUUGCCCGAUCCUGUGCAGUUUUCUACAGGGAGCUGGGUGCCUACCAGCAAUUGGUUAAAGAUACAGAUGCCAUUGACUGGAGCCAAGAAUUCCUAUUGCAGGGGUUGCAGGAUGGUGUGCAUCAGGUGUCUCGGAGUCUAGCUGCUGUCAAAUAUUUCUCUGCAAAGCUGGUGACUCAGACCCAGGUUUUUGUUCUGCAGAAGCCCUUGAAUCUGUCUGCUAGCGUGUCUGUGCUAGGCUCUGAGGUGAAGUUCUCAUCCCUCAAUCUGACCCAUAUCACCCUGCUGAAUGACACUUGGAGCGUAGGUGGCAGUGAGCAGAGCCUCCAGUACCUGACUCAGCUAAUCAGCUCCUUUCCCAGCAGUUGCCUUCUGGAUGCUAGAGGAUGUCCAAUCUCUUGGGUCCUGCUAGAUCAAUUUGGAUGUUUGACCCAUGCUUACACCAUGCCAGCUCACCGGGGCAAAGGCUACAUUCAGCUGGUGAUAGCAGCACUAGCCCAAGAACUAGAGAAGAUGGACUACCCAGUGUAUGGGGAUAUCCUGGAAAACAACACACCUAUGAAGAAAGCCCUACAACGCCUUGGAGCCCACUUUACUUCUUGCUUUCUGUUCUAUGACUUGCACACACCCCUGGUUCUGCAAUAA